Acanthopagrus latus (yellowfin seabream) is the source of this 4439-nucleotide messenger RNA. RefSeq names its product retinal homeobox protein Rx1-like. Gene Ontology annotation, biological process: regulation of transcription by RNA polymerase II. Gene Ontology annotation, molecular function: DNA-binding transcription factor activity, RNA polymerase II-specific; RNA polymerase II transcription regulatory region sequence-specific DNA binding. Bases 1931 to 2854 code for a protein of 307 amino acids. Lineage: Eukaryota; Metazoa; Chordata; Actinopteri; Spariformes; Sparidae. The transcript is spliced from 3 exons. The record is from RefSeq and is a predicted model, not a curated record.
UUUUAUUUUUAUGAUAUUGGACAAAUCAACUCAAUGGUAUACAUUUAUACUUGUGUUCUGGAACAGUACAGCAUGAUUUAAAAGGUUCACCAUUUUAUUUUCCUUCAAAUCAUGAUCUGCAAAGUAACUUUAGUGUUCAGUCAGUUUAGUAAAAAUGUACAGCAGCUCCGAAAUGUGGUCAGACAGAAGAACAAGAUGUCAUGAAAUAUUGAAAAUAUUCAAGUGAAGACACCUUGAAGUUGUACUUCAGUAAAUAAAUCUACCUACUUUCUGCCACCAUAAACACAAUAUCACCAAUAAAUACCAAAAAUAAAAUAAUAAAUGUGUGAAACUUAUUUCCGUGCUAAAAAGAAACAUAUUAACACUUUAUAAUAACCAUCAUUAAUAAAUAGUAAAUGUAAAGUCAGUGAGAUGUAGUUACAUAAAUUCAAGGUAAAAAAAACAACUAUAAAAUGUCUCAUGAAACAUUUUUUAAACAACUGUGAAGGUUAAAAACAUCAAUUGCAUCAAAAUAAAGUUUAUAAAUGAACUACACAGUUUUUAGAAACCUCAACUGAAACUUUCCAAUAAAGAAUUAUUAAUAAACAGCAAAUUAAACAUUUUAUUGCUUGUUAACUGUAAAACAAUUAAUAACUAAAGUCUAAUUAACUACAAAUGUGCCUUUUCAUCAUGUUCAUUUGUUCACUGUAAUGAUAGAACAGACAUUAUAUAGUGUUAACAGAUAUAUUCAGAUAUCACAGACCCAGAAAAUAUACCGAGGACGUGACGUCAGAGUCCUGCUGGGUUCUGCGGCAUGUGACCCGGUUUCGACAGCCCAUCUAUUUUUGGUAUCAGUAUGUCGUGUUGAUGUGCGUCAUGUGAGCAGCAGCAGCAGUUUGAGCCAUGAUCUUAACGCUCCUUUGUCCAUGAAAGCAGGAGUGGAUGUGGAAUACUUCACCGCUCAUCAGGUUAAUGCGUCAUCAUCAGGAAAACCAUCUCUGACAUCACGUGCUCCUCAUGUGACCGGCGGGAUACCUGUCUUAGCUCUUUUUUUUUUUUUUUUUUUUAGGGGAAAUUCAAAUCUAGUGGGCCUCAAACACACAGUGAGUCUGAGUCUGAACUGUCUGCGCUCUGGACUGACUGCGAGUUAUCCGGUGUUUUGAUGUCUCGAUCGGUGGAAACGCGACCGACCAGGAAGGAGAACAAGUAGCCCGAUUUGUCACCUCGACACAUUAUAGCUGACUGAAGCCUCACACUCCGGCGGCUUCAAUACACUUCCACUGUCCACACACACACACACUUUUGUUUCUUCUGGUGCGCACCAGGAGGCAGCGGGCUGGGGAGGAGAGGAUGUGCCACAGACUGAAGUGUCAGAAAAAGUGUGAUUGUAGCUUCACCUGCAUGCUUGAUGUGUAAUAUAUAUUGCCAGAAUAUACUCCGGAGAUCCCUUCACAUGAAAUAAAAGGACUUUAGAAGGCAGAAAACAAAAAUAUUUCAUCAACAACCUGUGCGUAAACGCCUAAAUAUUGUAUUAUAAAGUGGACAUGUGGGCACAUGUUGUCAUUUAACCCUCAAACUAAACACUUGUGAGUGCGUAAAAAUCAUUUUGGAUGCAGAGAUUUACCAGAUAGAUCUCAGUGUUGUGAGCUCUGACACUUCUGCAGGACAGGACGAGCUCCGUCUGGCCUAAACGGGCAUAUUAAUGGGUCAUCGGGGAUCAAACAGACACCUAUUAGCCGGGCAGCAGUUAAUAGGUGUGCAGCACAUCAAAGGCACGCGUUUGUAAGGCUCGACAAUAUCCACGGAGGUGGGUGCGGGAGGGUGGGGUGCGAGGGGAGUCGUUAUGUGCCAGUCAAGCAGAGUAUAAAAGCUUCAGGUAACCUGCGUGUUCACAAGUACCGAGGAGACACUCGAGGAAACACGCACUCUCUCUUUUGCUCGACAUAGAAGAAUGGCUUUUGGAUUGGAUUUAACCGGAGGAAGUGUUUCUGAGAUGAACGCGUUUUACUCGGGGCACUACUGGCCCGCUGCGUGUCUGGAUAUGAACGACAAGGACAAUUACGCACAGGACUCCAGCAGAGUGCAUCAUGACGCUCCCCACAGGACGCGCUCGGACACCCAGCGCCGCCGGAAGCGCACAACUUUCAGCAAGGCGCAGCUGAGCGAGCUGGAGAGGGCCUUCUGUGCCACUCAGUACCCGGACAUCAAAAUGAAGGAGUCCCUGGCAGCUAGAACUGGACUACUGGAGUCUACGAUCCAGGUCUGGUUUCAAAAUCGACGCGCGCGCUAUUUCAAGAGCAAGAAACCAUCCAGAGAGGUCCGCAGAUCCUCCACAGACCACCUCCACCCGAACUUCACCCUCACCACAACUCCCAGGUCGUCUUUCCCCUACUUGGCUCCGUCGUUCCCUCCUGCCCCCAGCCCGCCGUCCCCACCCGGAUACCCUGCUCCAAGUCCACCCGAGUCCACCAGGCUCUCCGCCACGUCCCUGCCCGCACCCACGUCCCCUGUCGCCGCCGACCAGGCUCCAUCCUGCUCCCCGCACGGUCUCCACGGAGCUCCCCAGUUCUACCAAACCGCAGACUUUACUCACUACUGCCACGACGUGUUCCCACACAGCGGGCUCGGUGACUGGGAUCUAACUGAGGACUUCGAGGCCUUCCUUGCGGGAGCUCAAGGGUCCGAGCCGGAGGGAAGCCGCUGCGCUGCAGUCGCGCAUCCUGGACCCGGUGAAGGCGUCCAGACCCGGCCGGACCAGCAGAACUUCUCCAGCUCUGAGGACGACCUGUCCGACCUGUGCUUUCACGAGCUGGGCGACUUCAGUGUGUCGGAUUUGGACAUUUCAGCUGCAAUGAUCGAUUAUCUAUUAGGUUGACUGACAGAACGGAGAUUUGUAUUUAAUGUAAAGUUUCACAUUGUAAAUAGUCUUAGUUUAACAGAGUAUUUAUGACGACACGGAUCCUUCUCAUGUGAACAAACACUGAAGCAUUCAGAAAUGUUAAUUCUCAUAUUGUGAAGCGUCACAUCACGCGAGCGUUACAAAUAAAACCUAUUAAUUUAAAUAGUUUUGCCGCCCUGGUGUUUAUUCAUAAAGCGUACUUCCGCUUCUGUCGUCACGUGGCGCCGUGGCUUAGUUGGUUAAAGCGCCUGUCUAGUAAACAGGAGAUCCUGGGUUCGAAUCCCAGCGGUGCCUUUUAGCUCCCACAAUGACGCGUGUGUAUGAAACUGAGAAGCGAUAAACUGUAUUUUUAUACGUUGCUACACCGCGUAACAUAAAAUAAUGUGAUAUUCAGGAGGCGAUUUUACAAGAUGGCGAAAAAAAAAAAAAAACCAACAACAAAAACAUUUUAAAAGGUGUUCAAGAUCUAAACUUUGACGUCUGUCCAACAAAACGAUCAAUCUAAGACGUCCAAAUCCUUCAAGCUAUGUCACAAAAAAUAACAGCAAAACAAAAUUGAUGCCAUAAAAGUAAAAAACAAAACAAAAAAACAACAACAAAAUGAGCUGCAAGUGGAUUAAAAAACUUUAAGAUUAAAUUGAUAGAAGCAGGGAGAAGAUAAAGUUUGGAGUCUUGCGUUUCUAUGAGGCCAAAUAAACAAACUAAAUAGUGUCGUUGUUCACCAUCUCUGGUCCAGCAGAUGGUGCAGUUAAUCCAGGAAAACCACUGAGCUGAUUGAAGGAGUUGAUGUCGGCACAGAGUCACGGUGCAACAAUACUUUUACUUCAGGACGGAUGAAGGUGGAUAUUUAUACCAGCAGAGGCCAGUGUGUGUUUAUUUACAACCACCAGCAUGUACCACUGUGAGCUUCUGUGUAUGUUUGAGCUUUAGACCUUCAAAAUGAGAUUUGAGGGACUUGACUUGUAAGAAAAAAGUAAGUAAAUUGAUUUGAAGUCUUGGGGGCGACAGCGUCUCCGUCCUAUGAUCCCACUGUCAGUUUGUGACAAGUUGUCAUUGUUUGGUGAGUUGGAACUGAGACUUUUUUUAAGUAGGACUUUUAUGGUCAGAGUUUGGUUUAAGGUCGGUGAUAAGGUUACACAUAUAGGCCGUGUUCAGACCAUCAGCUGGGAGUGAUCCAGUUAUAAGAGGACAGUUCACACCUGACAUGAACGUGCAUCUGAGUGUACAUUUGUGAGCUCAGCUCAUUUGGACAAACAGACAUUUUACACAAAGAAAGAAAGUGUCUUGUUAUGUUUCCCCAGAAAACAGAACCUGAGGGACGGGUCAAAGCAAACUGGUCCCUCGGUGUCUAAAAGGCAGCAGUGUGUUUUUUCCCCACCGCUGCCUUUUAGACAUCGUUUCUAUUCCCACUGCUGCCGAUUGACAAAAAACACUGGACCCAAAAAACCAACGGUGAAGUAGGAGUUAAAACAGAAUGUGUAGAAACUAGCCAAAAGACAAAAAAAGAAUCACAAACACAAACAAAUCGCAGAGAGCCGACUGAUGGUGUCGACUCCCUGAA